CAUGGUGGACAAAGUCUCGUGUCUCUUGAUUAAAUUUCGGUUGAAGUAACUUUACUCGACAAAAAUGACUCGUUUUGCUCGUCCUGCCAAGAAGACAAGUCUUGAAGCAACACCCUGGCACGAGCUUGUUAACUCAGGUGGUAACCAAAGCUCAACUACAGCAAGCAAAGACAGUUUUAAAACGGCUGAGAAGAAAGUUGAAAUCGCUGCCCUUAAACGAAAGAAGAAAUUCAAUCGUGAUGAUGGUGCCACUGAGCCGAAGAUUGCAAAGAAGCCAAAAAGUAAAAAGCUUUCAUUUGCAGGAGAUAAUGACUACAGCACUGGAUCUAAGAUUUCAAAGUCAGAAAGCUGGAAAGCUCAAAGUGGAGGAGUUGGCGAUAAAGGAAACGAAAACUCUAGUUUUAGCAAGAAAGGCACAAAGAUUAGAGUGAAAAGACCAGGAGUGAUAUCAGAAAGAGACUUCAGUGGAAAAAUGAGAAACAAGAAAUUUCAGAAGAAAGGUUAUUUACAGACAGGCAUUAAAAAGCUGAAUAGAAAAAUAUUCACUGAUGGAAGUAGGAAGGAAAGUUAUGAUAAAAAGCUCGAAGCAAGAAGGAAACGAAGAGCAAAAGGAAAGACAUGUUUUCAUUGCCGUCAAACUGGUCACCUGGUUGCAGAAUGCCCGAUGGCACAGAGCUCUGAAGUUGGUGUUGGAAAUUGUUACAAAUGUGGAUCCUCACAGCACACUACUAAGAAUUGCAAGAGCAAACAAAACAAUUCAGACCUUCCUUUUGCAAAGUGUUUUAUCUGUGGGGAAACAGGUCAUAUAGCAAGAGCAUGCCCUGACAACCCUAAAGGACUCUAUCCUAAUGGUGGAGGAUGUAAGAUUUGUGGAUCAGUGGAACAUUUUCGAAGGGACUGCCCUGAACUAGCUAGAAACAAAUCAAACACAGUGACCACUACACAUGCUGGAUACAUAAACAAUAAAAAGGGACAUUACAGUGCAGAUGCUGAGUUAGAGGACCCAGGAGGUACCUCCAUCAGAGUACCAAAGAAAAAAGGGACUGAAGUUGUCAAGUUUUAAAAACGCAACUGAACUUCUGAUUAACCCUUUACACCCUACUAUCAGUAUCCAUAUUCUCCAUACUUUUCUCCAUACAUUCUUGAAGUGCAGACAAGGAGAAUUUAUGUAACAAUCAAGAGCUUCUUAAGUUGGUGAUCAUUUCCUUUAUUCUUGCAACUUUAAUAAGUGAUUUUGGGGUGAAUCUGUGAGGAGUAUUUAGAUGCUGCUCACUUGUUUCUCCUUUUUAAUAAAGUUUUUGUCUUUGUGAUAAAAUGAAGCAGUCCUCUAUCAGUGGAUAGGAAGUUCAUCCAAUAUAAAAAUGUUCUUUUUAAAAAGGCAUUGAUACGCUAAAACAGUAAGUCCAUUUUCACGUGGGAAAAGUAGUAAAAAAUAAAGAAAUUGUCACAAUUUUACCAAACUUAAUCGUAUGCCUAUUUUCUUUUUAUAUAAAUGUCAUUUUGGUUGUUUAGUGAGUUUUGACCCAAAAGAGGAUGUUAUCCUUUACUAGUUGUUACCGAAGGUUACUGAAUGAUAAUUACUGUAGAUCAGAUUACCGGUUUUCGCGGUUUUUUACGAAUUCCGGAUGAGUCAGGGAAGUUGGAGAUCACGCCCUUUUCAAGGUUGGCAUGUUAUUUUGAAAAUAAGGGUCUUGGUUUUCGGGUCUUUGUUCAUAAAACCAGGUUUUAAUGCAUGCUUUAUCAUUAUUAAAAAGAUUUAAAACUGGAGCUAGAUAUUUUUGGCGAAAAAAAAAUCAUGAUAAAUUAAGAAAAUAGUGGGGUCUUUGUUUUUGGGUCUUUAUUUUCAGGUCUUUGUUUUCGUUACAGGCGAAGGAAAAAACAAAAAAAUGUGACUGGGUGUCAUAAAGUGCACAAAAUAACAAAACUUCCUAACGAAUCUUAGUCUGAAAAUCUCAAACGGAGUGAAGUGAAAUACCGAUGCACUCCAGACAAAUGAUUUUUUACUUCUUACUCGUUUUAAUAAACCUUUUUCUCUAAAUUACUCUCGACCGCUUGUUAGUUGAUUUUCCUGGGGCUUUCCUACGAAUAAAACGUCGAGGCCAGUUUAUUGAAAGCCAACUGACAGGUGAUUCAGUGAGAAGCCAUUUAAAAUGGCCCUAAGAAGCAAACAAAAAAAGAAAAAACAAAACACUGCACUGACAUUUUAUUUCACUUUCUUGAGAUUUGAAGACUAAGAUGUUGGUAUCCCAAAGCACUCUAUGCAUGUAUAUGCAGAGAAAAAUGUAGAUUUUAAAGACGGAGCGUCGUUACUCGAGUUUUACGCACAAGCGAAUAACAGACUGCUGGUUUACCAUACCAGCAGAAUGCGGCGCUUAAAUUUCCAAUCUAAAAAUUCAUUAACGAUGGGAGUUGUGUUUUUCACUGGCAGACCUCACCAUAACCCUCAUGAUAGAUUUGUUCCCAUGCGAAAUUUGCUGACCAGUUCAGAUCUCUAGUUCAGUAAGUCGCGGGCUCUUAAGAUGCAUAGCGUCUCUGAUAGGCGUAAGUUCGAAUGAGUUGUAGCGGAAUGGGGAUCCUUCAGAGUCGUUUGCCAUCUUGAUGUUGCGCCACUUAAGAUCACAUCCUGUGUUUGAGUCCUUUAACUCUCCUUUGAUUGUUUUCGGUUGCUGAAAGAGAGUUUGUGGUGUCUGUGGUUUUUGAAACUUUGUUUUAGAUUCUCUCUCUGUCAAGUCGAUGUAGAUGCUCGUGUUACCAGAUGUUGUUGUGACAGCGGCCUCAGGGAUGGUAUCAUUUGUCAGAUAUUCAUCAUUGACCAGAACAAGAAGAUUAACCGUCCAAGGGUGCUGAGGGUAACUUAACAAUAAUUGCCAUACUGAUAGAUCAUAUUAUACGCAACGACUAUAAGAUUCCAGUUCCAAUUUCAUUGCUCGCUGGCUUAAAAGUCCAAAAGGAAUCAGCAAAACUAGUUUGGAAUGUGCCGAUGACACGAUAUUUUUUUCGCGUAAAUAUUUAGCUUAUCAUAUGUACAAACCUAUUCCGAUAGAAAAAAAAAUUAAAAAAACUUGAUGAAACGA
Molecule: messenger RNA, 3074 nt
Organism: Pocillopora damicornis (cauliflower coral)
Lineage: Eukaryota; Metazoa; Cnidaria; Anthozoa; Scleractinia; Pocilloporidae
Cellular component (GO): nucleolus
Molecular function (GO): zinc ion binding; nucleic acid binding
Source: RefSeq, a predicted model, not a curated record